AUGUCCAAUCAGCUAUUCUUUCUUAGUCUCGCGGAUAUAUUCUCCAUUUAUCCAGCUAUUUUCAAGGAACAGAGCAAAAAGCUUAAGAAGACUAAACAAAUUUAUCUGCCCAGCGAUGAGGAGUGGCAGGAUAAAAUGUAUUUUAUGCUGCUCGAAAUACAACGUCACGUCAACGAGUCCUCCGAUAGCUCGUUGUCCCUGAACGAUAUUAACAAGAAAGAUAAGCCCGCUUUUGAUGUAAAUCGGAUUACCAAAUUUCUAACGCCAGGCACUAGUCCGAAUGGCCGACGAAGUCGAGCUCUAAAGCACUGUCAUCCCACUACAGUGAAGGUUAAGCUGAGGACGGGCUCCCGAUGGACCUUACCCACAAUAGCGAAUGCCGCAAGACUGCUGCGUAAGCCUCCUUUGCCCGUAACUUUUCAAAACGAGCACGAGAUGCGAUUAGCCUAUUCCUUGAUCUACGACGUCUUCCGCUAUAAAGUUGUUUUAGCCAAUGCCUUGAGCGAUGUAUGCUUUUUCGAGAAACAUGAAGAGUUCAUUGGCGAUGAACAACGCACCUGGCUUAUGUUAUUUGAGCUUUACGAUCGACAGUUUAAGCAUCGCAAUUCGGAGCAUCAUGAUCUACAGGCUCGGCUCUACAAAGAGGCCGAGGUGAAAGACUUGGCUGAAGUACUCUGGGAACAUCGUAUACGUCUAGCCGCGUCAAUUUCCCGAAUGCGUAUAAGCUCUGGUGCUCUACGCCUCUCCCAACUGCUGCCUAUACAUUUACAAAAUGAAAAGGUGGCCAUUGCAGCUGCAAAUCCUGUGGUCACUGGCUGGAUAAAUCCUUUUCUUGUACCCAAUAAGGCAGAGGCUGACCGCAUACUCACCGAAAUGGGCUUCACAGUUCACGGCCCGGACGAUGAACAGCCACUGUUGGAGCAACACUGCAAGUGGGACAACAUAUGUCCGCUUGUCAUAUCCUGCAUACCCAAGGAUCGCAGCGCUUUUACUAAAUCGGUGCUCAUGACUAAGCAUUACUUCAUCAUGCAGGAUAAAAAUUUUUGUUUUGGUCCUGCCGUCAUGUCUAAGCUCAUGGACUAUUUUGAGCUCGAUGGCGACAUAUUGCAAACCCAUAUAGGCUCUCCACGCUCUACGGCCUAUCUGGCUGCACUUUUUUAUUCUGUAAAUCGCGUGAACAACUUCUAUGUCUACGGAGCCGGUGCCAGCUUGAAAGAAUAUCGUCGCUACAUGGAACUAAUUGGAGUAAACAAUAUACGCCUUUUUGGGGAUGCUUUUACCUCGUUUCCAAUGGAAUCGAACCGGUUUCGCACUGUAGUCGGUAUAUUUGCCACGCCCCCUAACUCCUUUAGUGCAAUUCAAGACCCUAUUGAUUUAAUUUGCUCGCGUGGCGGUGAUCUUAGUAUGCUCGAGGUCCUGACCGAGUCCGAGGUCAGCGAUGAGGGCAAGCAGCGAGUGGCCUUAAUUCUGGAGGAACAACUGCUUACUCUCACAAUGUCAAUGUCGCGGCCGCAGGUACAAUUCGUGCUCUAUCAAACGCACUCCAUAGUGACCACCGAGAAUGAGGAUCUGGUGGACUAUGUGCUGAAGAUGGUCAAUAAAUUGGCGUUGGAGAAGCAUCGUAAUGCAUAUAAGGAAAUGAAACGUCAGGAGGCAUUAGCCGAAUUAGAGGCAGCCAACAUACCAUCCGCAGCCAUGAGCAAGGACUCGCCCCGCAAAAAGGACAAACUGUCGGCUGAGGAUAAAAAGAAAUCCCAGCAGGAGAUAUCCGCCAAGUCGGGUGAUGCAGCAGUUAUAUUGCCCACAGUGCCACGUGUGGAUAGCAUUGAACUAAUUGUAACGCCGGAUAUUGAUGAGUUUGUCCUGGACACUGUGCCCGAUAUUUGCAUUAAUCAGGACGACUGCAUUAAGCAGCAGGCGACGGGCAGCUUCCUUUCUCUGGUGCGCCGCAAGGCACUCACUCAUCUGAAUGAGAAAUACCUUAUCCUUAUGGCCGAGCGACGCGGACUCUUCGGUAAGCCCGAGCGCGACAAGACCAGUAAGCCAAGGACCGUGAAGCUGCAGGAGACUGUUGAGCAACCGCCCUUAGAUGAUGGCUAUGAUAGCCGGAUCGGCUCCUCACGCUCAAAUGCUCAGCAAGUGUUGGCCCGACUGCAGCUCGAGACUAAUGCAAGCAGCAUACGCUCCCACUUAACAAAGGUAUCGACGACCCAUCGCCAGCCCAUAGCGUUCAAUUUUAGGCGUCGCGAAUGCAAACGCUACUACGUACUACCCAUCUAUAUGCACAGCAGCAAGCAAAGCUGCCGCCUAUGGUGGCAGUACGCUUACAAAUGUGUGUCACGGAAUGGUGGUGCCGAUGCCGUUUGGAAUCCCAAUCUGAAAUUUAAACUACACUGCAAUCGAAAGUUGCGCAUGCGCACCCUUAAAGUGCGCCGGGCGGCUUUGACCGGAAGACAGCCGUUGCGUCUGCAUAUUAGGGACAUUGAACUAUUGUGCCAGGUGCGUGGGAAGGUUACAUAAUAGACGAGACAAUGAAUUUUAAAAUUAUAUUUAAUUUAUUGUAUCAAUAUAUAAUUUAU
Molecule: messenger RNA, 2579 nt
Organism: Scaptodrosophila lebanonensis
Lineage: Eukaryota; Metazoa; Arthropoda; Insecta; Diptera; Drosophilidae
Exons: 8
Coding region: 1-2520 (839 amino acids)
Source: RefSeq, a predicted model, not a curated record